AGUAGUGCUGGUGGUGCUGGUNGAGGGCAGCGGAAGUGGCAGCAGCAGUAGCAACAAUGGAGGAAGUAGCAAUAGUCCUAGCGAGGACGACGAGGACGAUGAGCCCGAUGAUAUAGAGGGCUCCGGAGAUGGAAAGGGCGAAGGUCUAAUUGGAGGUUCGAGUAAUACCUCGACGACGACCACUACCACUUCUGAACCAUCUUCUACGUCGACGACCACGACUACGACGACAACAACGACCACAACGACAACUACAACGACAACUCCAUCAACGACCACCACUUCAACUACCACGACCACCACAACUCCUGCUCCAAUUAGCAGCAGCAGCAGUCGAAGACCGGCGCUUCCACCUAGCGAUGAUGAGGACGAUGAUGAUUUCACUGAAGGCUCCGGUGAUAAACCUCGAAAGGAGUCGGCGGACGAUGUGGAAGGCUCGGGUGAUAAACCCAGAGAAGCUGUUGAGUCAAUUUCGAGCUCUACAUCCUCCACCACAACUAGCACCUCCUCACCUUCCACCACUGCUGGUUUUGAGUUUGCUUCCAGCACUCCCGUGGUAACAUCAACAAGCAGUACUACUUCUACUUCAAAGACCACAACUCCCGACGAGCCCGACUACAUUGAGCCGGAGCCGGAUGAUCCGCUGGAUCAGGUGGAGAACGAUCCUGAGGGCCGUUAUCAGAGGCCGCACCAUCCCUCGACGGGACAGCCGCCGGAGAUUGUCGAUGGAAAGUCCUAUCCCUCGCAGAAUCCGCCCUUUAUCGCCCGACCGGGUAUUCUUGCUGGUAAGUUGGUGUUCUUGCUUUUGAGANUUGAGUUUGCUUCCAGCACUCCGGUGGUAACAUCAACAAGCAGCAGUACGACUUCUACUUCGAAGACCACAACUACAACUCCCGACGAGCCCGACUACAUUGAACCGGAGCCGGAUGAUCCGCUGGAUCAGGUGGAGAACGACCCCGAGGGUCGCUACCAGAGGCCGCACCAUCCCUCGACGGGACAGCCGCCGGAGAUUGUCGAUGGAAAGUCCUAUCCCGCGCAGUAUCCGCCCUUUAUCGCCCGACCGGGUAUUCUUGCUGCCAUCAUCGGUGGCACCGUCGUCGGCCUGCUCUGCGCCAUCAUCCUCGUCAUGUUCAUUGUCUAUCGGAUGCGCAAGAAGGACGAGGGCAGCUAUCCGCUGGACGAGGCGAGGCCCUUCANCUGGUAA
Rhagoletis zephyria (snowberry fruit fly) is the source of this 1204-nucleotide messenger RNA. Lineage: Eukaryota; Metazoa; Arthropoda; Insecta; Diptera; Tephritidae. The record is from RefSeq and is a predicted model, not a curated record.